AUGGUUGCUAAGCAAGUGCAAGGGAGGGCAGGGCUAAGGGCAUUGAGCAGGGAGCACACGAAUGUGGUGCACACUGGCACGAAUGUGGUGCACAGUGGCACGAAUGUGGUGCACAGUGGCACGAAUGUGGUGCACACUGGCACGAAUGUGGUGCACAGUGGCACGAAUGUGGUGCACACUGGCACGAAUGUGGUGCACAGUGGCACGAAUGUGGUGCACACUGGCACGAAUGUGGUGCACACUGGCACGAAUGUGGUGCACAGUGGCACGAAUGUGGUGCACACUGGCACGAAUGUGGUGCACAGUGGCACGAAUGUGGUGCACACUGGCACGAAUGUGGUGCACACUGGCACGAAUGUGGUGCACAGUGGCACGAAUGUGGUGCACACUGGCACGAAUGUGGUGCACAGUGGCACGAAUGUGGUGCACACUAGCACGAAUGUGGUGCACACUGGCACGAAUGUGGUGCACAGUGGCACGAAUGUGGUGCACAGUGGCACUAAUGUGGUGCACACUGGCACGAAUGUGGUGCACACUGGCACGAAUGUGGUGCACACUGGCACGAAUGUGGUGCACACUGGCACGAAUGUGGUGCACAGUGGCACGAAUGUGGUGCACACUGGCACGAAUGUGGUGCACACUGGCACGAAUGUGGUGCACACUGGCACGAAUGUGGUGCACACUGGCACGAAUGUGGUGCACAGUGGCACGAAUGUGGUGCACACUGGCACGAAUGUGGUGCACAGUGGCACGAAUGUGGUGCACAGUGGCACGAAUGUGGUGCACAGUGGCACGAAUGUGGUGCACACUGGCACGAAUGUGGUGCACAGUGGCACGAAUGUGGUGCACAGUGGCACGAAUGUGGUGCACAGUGGCACGAAUGUGGUGCACAGUGGCACGAAUGUGGUGCACAGUGGCACGAAUGUGGUGCACAGUGGCACGAAUGUGGUGCACAGUGGAACGAAUGUGGUGCACACUGGCACGAAUGUGGUGCACAGUGGAACGAAUGUGGUGCACACUGGCACGAAUGUGGUGCACACUGGCACGAAUGUGGUGCACACUGGCACGAAUGUGGUGCACACUGGCACGAAUGUGGUGCACAGUGGCACGAAUGUGGUGCGCACUGGCACGAAUGUGGUGCACACUGGCACGAAUGUGGUGCACAGUGGCACGAAUGUCGCCAGCAGCACUCACUCAGCAGGUCGCCAGCAGCACUCACUCAGCAGGUCGCGUGCCGCCGCAGAGAGGCCGACGUGCACCGCAGCGUCCACAGGCCGCCCAUCCGCCCCCUCGCCCGCUGCUGCACCCGCAGCAGCAGCAGCAGCAGCAGCAUCGCCACGCGGGUCAGGCAUGGCGAGUAGCGCAGCGGGGCAGGUGUGCGCCAGCAGGCGCAUGCUGGCAGGCGUCCUGCAGAGGGGGGGAGCAGAUGGAGGGGCGAGCGGAGGCAUGAGGGUUGGCCGUGGGGAGGCGUCAGGGAAGGAAGUGUUUCAAUGCCCUUAUGAACAACCACUGGCUCUCCACCUCAGAGGUUAUUUAACUUGGAGGGUUGACCCAGUUCACGGAGGAAGGUUGACCCAGUUCACGGAGGAAGGUUGA
Closterium sp. Naga37s-1 is the source of this 1596-nucleotide messenger RNA. Lineage: Eukaryota; Viridiplantae; Streptophyta; Zygnematophyceae; Desmidiales; Closteriaceae. The record is from the annotation of a GenBank genome assembly.